Molecule: messenger RNA, 1494 nt
Organism: Medicago truncatula (barrel medic)
Lineage: Eukaryota; Viridiplantae; Streptophyta; Magnoliopsida; Fabales; Fabaceae
Product: oleoyl-acyl carrier protein thioesterase 1, chloroplastic
Exons: 7
Coding region: 166-1275 (369 amino acids)
Biological process (GO): fatty acid biosynthetic process
Molecular function (GO): fatty acyl-[ACP] hydrolase activity; acyl carrier activity
Source: RefSeq, a predicted model, not a curated record
CUUGAACACGUGCCACAUUUCUUCUUUCCCAUCUCUAUCUAAUUCAAUUCAACAUCCUCCUUAAAUUCGAACCCAUUUCAAUUCAAAUUUCAUCUCUUUCGAUUCUCAAUUCUUCAUUGUUAACACAGACUCAGAUUUCAUUUUUAUUUUUUUAUUUUUUUAAUAAUGUUGAAACUUCCAUGCAAUGGAGUGGACCGGGUUCACCUCAUGUCUCAAUGUGGGUUUAUGGGUCGACCCACUUCAUUUUUUACCGGCCGGAGCUCAGUUAAAGGAUUCCGUUCUACAAAGGCGUAUCCGGUUCAGGCUGUGGCGUCAGCUAAGGACGGUGCGGUGGUGAACCGGGUUGAAGCGGAUAUUGGGAGUUUGGCGAACCGGUUGCGGCUUGGGAGCUUAUCUGAGGAUGGAUUGUCGUAUAAAGAGAAGUUCAUUGUUAGGAGCUAUGAAGUUGGAAUCAAUAAAACUGCUACUGUUGAAACCGUUGCUAAUCUCUUGCAGGAGGUUGGAUGUAAUCAUGCUCAGAUUGUUGGAUUUUCAACUGAUGGUUUUGCAACAACCACUACCAUGAGAAAAUAUCAUCUCAUAUGGGUGACAGCUCGCAUGCACAUUGAAGUCUACAAAUACCCUGCAUGGAGUGAUGUUGUUGAGAUAGAGACAUGGUGUCAAGCAGAAGGACGGGCUGGAACAAGGCGUGAUUUUAUAAUCAAAGACUACGCAACCAAUGAAGUCAUCGGAAGAGCAACGAGCAAGUGGGUAAUGAUGAAUGAGGACACAAGGCGACUACAAAAAGUGUCUGACGAUGUUCGAGACGAGUUUUUAGUUUACUGUCCUCGAGAGCUAAGGUUGGCAAUUCCUGAGGAAAAUAGUAAUUGCUUAAAGAAAAUUCCAAAAUUGGGAGAUCCUGCUCAUAAUUCUAGACUUGGUCUUAUGCCUAGAAGAUCCGAUCUCGACAUGAAUCAGCAUGUUAACAAUGUCGCCUAUAUUGGAUGGGUGCUUGAGAGCAUGCCUCAAGAAAUCAUCGAUAGCUAUGAGUUGCAGAGUAUUACCUUAGAUUACAGACGAGAAUGCCAACAAAACGACAUAGUUGAUUCACUAACAAGUGUGGAAGCACUUGAAGGCGCUGAGGUUGUUCCAGAACUCAAAAGUACAAAUGGAUCUGGUAAAGCAAUGGACGACAAACAAGAACGCCAACAGUUUCUUCAUCUACUUAGAUUGUCUAAUGAAGGACUUGAAAUAAACCGGGGGCGAACAGAAUGGAGAAAAAAGGCGGCUAGAUAAGUUUUAUCAAUUAUUCCUUGAGUAAAUUUCUCUCAACAUUGAACCAGUUUGAAUAGAUUUUUCAACUAGUAUUUAUAAAACAAAAUUAAAAGAAUAUUGUAAUAAUUAAUUAUGAGUGGUUUUUUGUUUGACAGAAUAAUUGAGUUAUUUAAACAAUAGUUUCUUGUGUGACUUGAAAUUAGUGUUUUUCCUUAAGUUUUCAUUUAAUUUUUCCACAAA